CACCAGACGAAGCAGAAGCGCAUAACGGAUAACGACGGACAAACAGAAAAGCAGGAAAAGUCCAAGACGUCUUAUACACGCUCAAAUGUAAUCUUUAUACGUAACUCUAAAGCACGCCGAUACAAAAAGUGUAGCUUAGAAAGCGCCACACAUAAUAUGGCGGCAUACCGCAACCAACUUCCGUUCCUUAGGAAGAGACGCACAACCGGAACUUGAGUAUCACGUGAGAUGCGAAGCUUUCCUGCUCGACAGUAAAACAUUGCGCCUGCGCGUUGGGCUGGUGGACUGGUUUCCUGUACUGUAGCACGUUUGCUGAACGAUGGCAGCACCCGGGAGUGUGGAGGAGAUGCGGAACCGCGUGGUUUUGGGCGAGUUCGGUGUUCGCAAUGUCCACACAACAGAUUUUCCUGGGAAUUAUUCAGGAUACAAUGAUGCUUGGGAUAAGCAAAGAUUUGAAAAGAAUUUCAGAGUAGAUCCGAUCCAUAUGAAUGAAAGUACUUUGGAAUUUGACAUGGUGGGGAUUGAUGCAGCCAUUGCUAAUGCUUUCCGACGGAUCUUGCUUGCUGAGGUGCCUACCAUGGCUGUAGAGAAAGUCUUUAUAUACAACAACACCUCCAUCGUACAGGAUGAAAUCCUAGCUCACCGUUUGGGACUGAUCCCUAUUUGUGCAGAUCCUCGUCUCUUUGAGUACAAGAGUGAAGAAGAUGAAUGUGAUGAAAUUAACACACUGCAGUUCCGGUUGAAAAUAAAAUGUAGCAGGAAUCCUCAGGCGGCUAGGGAAUCAUCUGAUCCCAAUGAGCUCUACAUCAACCAUAAAGUUUACACCAAACACAUGGAGUGGGUACCACUAGGAUCUCAAGCAGACAACAUGAAUGCAAAUUUCCGACCUGUCCAUGAUGAUAUCCUCAUUGCUCAGUUGCGUCCUGGCCAAGAGAUUGAUGUACUUAUGCACUGUGUAAAGGGAAUUGGUAAAGAUCAUGCCAAAUUUUCUCCAGUAGCCACGGCCAGUUAUCGUCUGUUGCCAGAAAUCUCUUUAUCACAACCUGUUGAAGGUGAAGCAGCUGAGCGGCUGAAAAAGUGUUUUUCUUCUGGAGUUAUUGAGAUUGAGGAAAUCAAAGGGAAGAAAGUAGCAAGAGUAGCUAAUGCUCGAUUGGAUACACUCAGCAGAGAAAUUUUUCGUCACGAUGACUUGAAAAACCUUGUACGUUUGGCUCGGGUACGAGAUCAUUACAUCUUCUCUGUAGAAUCAACAGGCAUCUUGCCUCCAGAUGUGCUGGUGAGUGAAGCAAUCAAGGUACUAAUGGGAAAAUGCCAGCGCUUCUUAGAAGAGCUAAAAUGCAUCCAGAAGAAAUAAGCUUAGGAACACAAAGACUCUUGUGGGGAAAUACCAUUAUCAAAAUCUCUACGCCUGACUUGAAGAGGAAUAAUUUCAAUCAAGAUUGUAUCAGCCUGGAAGAACACAACUACCUUUCCAAGAGAUGUCAAAGAAUAACAGAAGUUGCUGCAUUGUCCUAUUGUUAGGUAUACAUCUUAGACACAACUGAAAUUCACGCGUAUAAUGCAGUGCCCUGUGUACUAUUUGCAGUCUGAUGGUGGUGGAUAAAUGUCAUCCUUUGAUAAGGUUGUGCAAGCAUGGGCACAUGGUGGCUGCUGGAAUGAACUGCACAACUUCCUGUGUUACUCUUAGUUUCCAUUAAAGACUACAGCAGUGGUGUGGAAGUCCUACCUCUGUGUAGUGGAUCACCUGUUACAUAGUACCUUUUCACUGAUCUCGUACUGUGUACUACUGACUCAGUUUCAAGAUCUAGCGCAUAGUUGUUACUCUGAUGCCCAUAAUUCCUUCCAGUCAGCAAAACACACCAGGUCAGUGUUUGUCUAUGCCUGAACUGCUGCACCAUUCUCUGCUUCAAUAUUCAUGAAAAUGCUCCUGGAUUCCAGCAGGAACUUACAUCCUGUUAACUAGCAUUAUUUAGUAUCUUUAUGCAUAUAGGGACGCGGUGGCGCUGCGGGUUAAACCGCUGCGCUGCUGAGCUUGCCGAUCGGAAGGUCGGCGGUUCGAAUCCGCGCGAUGGGGUGAGCUCCCGUUGCUAGUCCCAGCUCCUGCUCACCUAGCAGUUCGAAAACAUGCAAAUGUGAGUAGAUCAAUAGGUACCGCUUUGGUGGGAAGGUAAUGGCGUUCCGUGUCAUGCCGGCCACAUGACCACGGACGGGUCUACGGACGCCGGCUCUAAUGGCUUAGAAACGGAGAUGAGCACCGCCCCCUAGAGUCAGACACGACUGGACUUUACGUCAAGGGAAACCUUUACCUUUACUAUGCAUAUAUAUGCUGGUUUAAAAUAUUUAUGGAUGUCCUUUCAGUAUAUUCAUUUUAAAAGGUUACUUUUUAGUUACUGGGACACAUUUCUCUUCGAAGUAGGGAAAGACAUUCUGAAUAUUCCUCCUACCCUAAGUAUUCUCUUGGGAUUCCAACUGUUUUCAAAGUUCAGGAAGUAGGUUUCAGCCAGCUUCUGGCAAAACCUGAAUAUCCUUCCUCUGUUUAAUCCAUCAUUUAUUGAAAGAAUUUCUAAAUUGAAACAGGCAGGAGAGAAAAUGCCUGUUGAUAAAGUUGUCGAAUAAGAAAAAUUAAGCUGUAAGAAACAGAGGCAUUUUCUCUUAACAUGAAUAUUGUUACGUAUAAGUGUUUCAACUAUGUGAGCUACGCAUAUAGCCUCUUGUAGCAUCUAGUAUUAUGGAAAAAGUAAAAGGCACAGGACACUGAUUGCUUGGGUUCCUUGCAAUAUUUUGUCAUCAGAAAAUUUAUUUUUAAUCUUUUGAACAGCCCUAUUAGCCAGCUUUUGAAAAACUCGAGUUGUCCAACUUUAAAAACAAUGCAUAAUUUUUACCCCAAAUUUAAAAUGACGUAUUUGACUAUAUUCAAUAAGGCAAGGCAAAGCAUUAAUAGAAAAGUUGUUUCACACAGUGUUUGCACAAGCAAAGUACUUCUUGAAGCGUUGAAGCACCUGCAAAUUUUGCAGUGCUGCUUUGGAGUCUUUGCCUACUUAUGCAUGUGUAAAGUUUGCUACCAGUCUCAGUGAAAAUAUUUGUACAUGCACAAUCAGGUACAUCUUUUGAAGGAGUUGACUGAGGCUUCCAAAGGAUGUAGCUGCUUUAAUGCGUUGAAGAAGAGUGCUUCAGUCAGGGUAGCAUACUUCAAAUUAAAUAUACAGACUUAGGUGCAAUUCUCAUUUUGCAGUGUUUGACCCAGAGAGCCAUUGUGGUUGUGGUGAUGUUCAAAGAAGGCUUGGAAAGAAUCAAUGCAGAGACAGAACAGCAAUAUUUGUAUAAAACAGACUUUUACUGACAUUGAUUUGGAGACAUCUUCAGAUACAACAUCCCUACAAAAAAUCCUGUUUUUUUAAAUGCUUCUAUUACGGGUACAGUAAGUUAAAAUGUAAUCAAGACACAAUAAAUACAGUUAGGCUAGAUUCCAAAGCUAUUUAGCAGGGGAAUUUUGUUUAAAUAAAAGUUACACUGAGAUCAAGAUUAUAGGGGAAACAAGUCAGAGUGGAGUCUGACUACUAGUGAGGGUCUGAAUACCAACAUUAAGACCUGUUUUCUUGUCCAUGUAACCAGAUGUGUAUACUACUAAGCCACUUAAUUGAAAACAACGUUCUGUUGUACCUGUAGUCAAGCUAUUAGCAGUCACUAAGGAAAGACCUUCUAGUUGAUACUAAUUCUUCAGACUGAAAAUUAAAAUCUGGCAAAUUUACACCAGCAUUC
Molecule: messenger RNA, 3759 nt
Organism: Candoia aspera
Lineage: Eukaryota; Metazoa; Chordata; Lepidosauria; Squamata; Candoiidae
Gene: POLR1C
Product: RNA polymerase I and III subunit C
Exons: 9
Coding region: 320-1354 (344 amino acids)
Biological process (GO): DNA-templated transcription
Cellular component (GO): RNA polymerase III complex; RNA polymerase I complex
Molecular function (GO): protein dimerization activity; DNA binding
Source: RefSeq, a predicted model, not a curated record